This is a messenger RNA of Macrosteles quadrilineatus (aster leafhopper), 7387 nucleotides long. It is a transcript of the gene if, whose product is annotated as integrin alpha-PS2. Gene Ontology annotation, molecular function: integrin binding. Lineage: Eukaryota; Metazoa; Arthropoda; Insecta; Hemiptera; Cicadellidae. Bases 207 to 5270 code for a protein of 1687 amino acids. The transcript is spliced from 23 exons. Gene Ontology annotation, biological process: cell-matrix adhesion; cell-cell adhesion; cell adhesion mediated by integrin. Gene Ontology annotation, cellular component: integrin complex; external side of plasma membrane. The record is from RefSeq and is a predicted model, not a curated record.
AUUGGUAGUGUGUAGGCGCCGCGCGCAGUUCAGUUUUCUCGUCGACCUCGUGUGCUCAGCGUCGUCGCCUCUGACCAUAUAUGUACACCGACUGGAGUAACGCGAUCCGGAGAUAAAAAUAGCGACUUGGCCGCGUCGCUGCCUCCUAGACGCUACGGGCGGCACUGCCACUGCCAUCGCCAUCACGUCGAUGCGUCAACGUCAACAUGUGUAAUCAGUGCAAAGUGAGGUUAUGUGCGAGUGUAUUGUUGUUGUUGUUUACUUGUGAUGUUCGCGGGUUCAAUGUGGAUACAGAGGGGUUUGUCAAACAUUCGGGCGAACCUGGAUCUAUGUUUGGAUUCAGUGUGGCUGAACAUAAGGAACGAGGAUCGAAUUGGCUGCUUAUAGGAGCACCAGAAGCACAAACGCCUCAGCCUGGAGUCAAGAGGGGUGGUGCUGUCUAUAGAUGUGACAUUACUAGGGAUGAUUACUGUCAACAGAUACCCUUCGAUAGAACUGGCAACAACAACAACUCCGAAUACUCCCAAUUGGACUCCAAGUCUUACCAAUGGUUUGGAGCGACAGUUCGGAGCUCGGGAGAAGAUGGAGUCAUCGUGGCUUGUGCUCCCCGCUAUGUGUGGUACUCUACCCAACUCAAUCGUCGAGACCCUGUAGGCACCUGCUACGUGGCGAAAAACCAGAUGACUGACUUUGCUGAGUUCUCCCCCUGUCGGACCCGUAACUGGGGAUACCACAGACAAGGUUCCUGUCAGGCGGGUCUGGGGGCCUCAAUAUCCAAGGAUGGGAAGCGAUUGUUCAUCGGAGGAGUCGGCAGUUGGUACUGGCAGGGUCAAGUCCAUUCUUGCGAUGCUUACGCCAGACUUCCCCGUCCAUUGCCGCCCCGCUACGCCAUAAUGAACGAGGAAGGACAAAUUUUCUCACAAAACCUCUACUCAAGGCCUGACGUCAUCUCUAGCAACGAGGGACCAGCGGCAGACGAUGACUCUUACCUCGGAUACUCUGUAGCCUCGGGAGACUUCAGUGGCGGGGGAGCGGGGCAGAAUGAUGUUGCUGUGGGGAUGCCCAGGGGAGCGGGUCUACUUGGCAAGAUUGUUCUGUACACAUGGAACUUGACCAACAUGCAGAACAUAACCGGUGAACAGCUCGGAGCGUACUUCGGCUACUCUCUGGCCUCAGUGGAUAUGGACGGAGAUAAACUGGACGACCUGGUCAUCGGAGCUCCGUUGUACACAGACCUCAGCAACAACGAGGGUGAUUACGAGACCGGUAGAAUCUACGUUGUCUACCAGGGGCAGGGGGAACAAAAGUUUCGCUCGAUGAAUACAAGAGAUGGUGUCAACUCUAAAGCAAGAUUUGGUCUAGCACUGGCUUCUCUUGGGGAUAUCAACAAAGAUGGUUAUGGAGACAUUGCGGUCGGAGCCCCCUAUGACGGGCCGCAGGAGCGUGGCGCAGUAUACAUCUAUCAUGGAUCGGCCACGGGGAUACGAGAGAAGCCGUCACAGGUUAUUCAAACAUCAGAUCUUGGUCUGCCUCUCACCACCUUUGGCUUUUCACUGUCUGGAGGCGUAGACAUGGAUGAGAACCAAUACCCGGACCUCAUUGUGGGGGCUUACGAGUCCGACACGGCGGUGUUCCUUAAGGCUCGUCCAGUGGUGAAGAUGAUGUCUUCGGUAUCAUUCCUGUCGGAACAGAAACAGGUUGUGCUGGAGGAGACCAAUUGUACACUCAAGGAUGGGACUAGAGUAGCCUGCCUGUCUCUCAAGAUGUGCCUAGAGUACAGUGGAUUAGGAGUGGACCAGCGAUUAGAUUUCGACGUGCAGCUGAUCCUUGACUCCAAGAAACAGAAGAGUCCUCGCAUGGCUCUGCUAUCUUUGGAAGGCCACAGUGUCCACAACCAGACCAUCACCCUUGACAAGGGGCUGCAGAAAUGCCAAGAGGUCUUUGUUUACAUCAAGCCGGGUAUCAGAGACAAGCUCACAGCAUUGGAAGCAGAGAUGCGCUACAGUUUGCGUCCCGGACCAUCGCAAGGAAGUAGACGCAGAUAUCAGCGAUCUCUCACACCCGUGCUGGAUCUCAACGAACCUCUAACGCAGAAGGACAGUGUUGUCAUUCAGAAGAACUGCGGCAAAGACAACGUCUGCAUCCCCAAUCUCCGAAUAAACGCCACUCCGAAUGUGAAGCGCUACUUGCUCGGCUCCGGAGAACGACUGAGCGUUGACGUCGUCGUCAUCAACGAGGGAGAAGAUGCGUUUGAGUCUGUGUUUGACAUGAGGGUUCCUCCAGGAAUCAACUACGUCAACAUUGAGAGAUUAGACACGGAGCGCGACGUUCUGGUACAAUGUUCGGCUCCUUCAUUCAUCAACAACCACACUCUGCAUUGUGACAUUGGCAAUCCUCUACCAAAAGAGAAAACGGUGCACUUCAAAGUGUUACUGCAGCCAUUCCACAAGCCAGGCAUGAAGGCCCGCUACGAGUUUGACAUGUCUGUCAACAGUACGAACCCGGAAAACAAAACUUCAAGUGACGACAACUCUCAGCAUCUCGUUGUUCAUAUUUGGGUUGAAACCGAUCUCAUCUUGCAAGGGUCGUCUCACCCCGCCAUGGUCCACUACAACACCUCGCUGUAUAGUGAGGACAACAUCACCGAGGAGACGGACAUCGGACCACAGGUCGUACACAUCUACAGCAUCCGCAACAAAGGGCCCUCAGACAUCGUAGAGGCAGAAGUGCAUUUUCUCUGGCCAACCGCCACUCUCGCCAAUGAUUAUUUGCUUUACCUGUUAGAAGAACCUGAAUUGAAUGGUCCCAUAAAAUGUGAACUCCCACCUAAUAUAAACCCAUUGAAGUUAACGGUUGAAAGAAAAAGGAAGUCAUAUUUAGAGCUUGGAGGAAUUCAAAGUGGAUUAACCUCCUCAGGAUCAUUUACGAGCUCCUCAGAAGGUGUUCUAGUAGAAGAAUCUGGGUCUGCCUCAUCAUCAUCUAGUUCCAGUUCAAGUUCUCGUUCAUUUUCAUCCUCUGGUGGAAAUACUGUAAUAACAAGUACAUCAAGCCUCUCAGUAGAAGAAAGAAGAAGGUUGGAAGAGGCUGAGAGAAGAGAUAAAGAAGAGGCAGCUUCUGAGACCGGAGAUGGAUCAAUAAGACAUGAGCAAAGAGUACACAUGACUGGAGGAGGGCGACAGGGAAGUUCAAGUUCCAGUCAGAGCAGUUCUAGAGGUAGUUCGGCAAGCUACAGUGGGGGAACUUACAGAGGUGGACAGGAAGAGAAUACCCAGACUGGUGGUCCAGGAGUUCGCACGGAGAGUGGUUCUUACGGUGGAAGAGGAUCUCAGGGAACAUUGAUAUCUGAAAGAGGCAGAGUAGAAGUCAGCGGAGCUGGAUUGAGACCUGGUGGAGGAAACUUUGAAACGUAUAGUUCAUUUGACAAUGAUAGACGAACUGGAGGAGGUUACAGAGCUUCUCAAGAAGGCGGAAGAACAAGGCCCUCAAACAUAGAGCCAGGUGUAGGUGUUGCCGUAAACAGAGGACGUUACGGUAGUGAUGAAAGGAUUUACGGAAGCAGUCAAGGUGGUGGUUAUCGGGAGACACAAACUACCAACCAGAAUGCCGGAAACCGUAGAGUUUCAGAGGCUGAAAGUACAAUGAGAAGAAAUCAAACUAAUUUAUAUGGAGUAGAUGCAAGAACCAAUGUCCCUUUCAAUGUCGGUGGUGUUCAGAACCACACUUUCUCUCGGGAAGAGAGUACUUCUUCAAACACAACUUGGAAUUCUGAAACUGGUGGGAAACCUAUCACACGUACUUCUACAUCUUGGAGAGAAAAUGAAGACGGUGUUGUUCGUACAGGUGAGUCUUCAAAUACUUACGAAGCAACUAAUGUCAACAUUGCAGAUAUGGCUAGAGGUAGUUAUGGUGCAAGGGGGAGUGAAGAUAGAGGGUCUUACGCUGCGGGAAGUAGUGUCUCUCGACAAUACGGGUCAGAAUCUGACAGCAGUUACCGGUCAGGAGGAUCAUCCGGCACACAGUACAGAGGAAGUGAAUCAUACGGUAGGAGUGGAAGUGGGCAAAGCCAAAGUUCUUAUGGCUCUAGCUCUCAAGACUCUAGAAAUAGGUUCGAAGCAAGUGCUGGAAGUGCGAGCUCAGGUUCAACAUCGAGAUACGAUCCAAAUGCUGUCCUUACUCCAGCCUCUUCUUACGGUUACGACUCUAGGAGAACGAAUUCAGCAGCUGGGUCAUCCAGCUACGGUACAUCGAGUGGUUCAGCGUCGGGUAGUUCACAGUUCGAUGCUCUGGCGGGCAUAGCAGCAGGUCCUAGAGACGGUGUUGCAAGAACUUACACCUUCGAUGUUGCCAAUGAAAAUGAAAAGUCAUUUGGAGGGCAUGGUAGCAUCGCUGGAGUAGCAGCGGGUUCAAGAGACAAUGCGAGAACUUACUCGUACGACAACCAGGGAAGCAGAGGUAGCUCUGGACAAUACGCAAACUCUUCUGGAUAUUCCCAUCAAAGCAGCUGGUCAUCAGACGGAGGCAGACCUUACAUCUCUGGGACUUGGAGUGGUGAUAGAGACAAUGUUGAUUCCACUGGAAGGAAUGUGGGCCGCGACAAUGUUGAUUAUGACUCGGGUAGUAGACGAAGCGGAUCGUCAUGGAGAUCAUCAUCGUCAUCAAGCCGGGAGAGUAAACACAGCAGCGCUCAGUCAGCGAGGUUACGAGAACAGCCAGCAGUGGGAGACAACGUCGUGGAAGAAGAGCCUGGGUUGCAGCAGAGGUUCAAGCUGUACCCAAGGUAUCGACGUCAGACUUCACCAGAGGACGGAGCUUCUCUGGAAGAUCUCCACUGCGGCCCCGUGGCCUGCACACGCAUCCGCUGUACAGUCGGACCUCUGUCCAAGGACCAAGAGGUGUGGGUGGCCUUCCGUUCACGAGUGUGGGUCAAGACACUCAAAAAGUUUGCCGUCCACCCAGAGGUGCAGUUAAGCUCGCUUGUUGCGGGUAGAGUGACAGAACUGCCUCACAUCGGCGCACCAGACAUGAGCGCGCUACACACGCACGAGGUGUUGACAACUGUUGCUGCGCGAGACUCGGCCACGCGACCAGACGUGGUCCCAUUGUGGGUGGUCGUGCUGUCUGCGUGUGCCGGCGCUCUCAUACUCAUGCUGCUAGUCUACGCACUGUACAAGUGUGGUUUCUUCAAGCGUAACCGUCCGUCAUCAGACGUGCCAGAGAAGCAGCCUCUGAACCGCAACGGCCAUUACCAGUCGGGCGACGAGGCUUUGUGACGACAAAACUCAGCAUUCCUCGCAGACAACCGCAGUGCUGACUCCUUCCUGUAACAUGUCUAGUCCUACACAGCUGUACCAGUGUCUGUCACCUGUGGAGGGUUAAUUGUCUAAAACACUUCCUUUUCACGAAUGUGCUGCCAUCCUAAUUCGGUUUUCGUCCAGCUUAUUAUGUUUUUUGGUAAUUUAAUCUAUGAUUGAAAUCAAGUAGACAUCCAUUUCCCACGCUUAAAUUGGAUUGACAAAGUUUGCUGAUGUAACUCUUUUGUCCGUCACAUGUGCAAACUUUUAACAAAGGUACAUGUAAAGGACAACUUUAGCAGCUUUUAUGUCAUUUUCAAAUCUAAUAGUACUGUACCAAAAACUAAAGUCAAAAUUCAGAUUUUGACAAGAAUUCAUACUAUGUUAAACGGUCAUUCAACAACUUCUACUUGAAUACAGGGGGUCUAGCAGGAUGUCUACUUAAGUAUGGAAAAUUAAACAAAAUUCUGAUGUGGGUCACUUUGAGAUUCCUAGAAAAUAAUGUUUUGUUUCAAUAUUGUUAGAAUAAAAUAUUCACAACACAGAUUUAUUGAUGUGCGAUGAAAGGAACCUCUCUAUUUCCCCUCUCCACCCACAUUCUUUUAUUUGCGUAAUAGUAAUAGUUAUGUAUUUAAUGGUGGCAAUAUUGAAAGGAAGUUAAUGUCAUAGAUUCAAAGAGGCAGCUAGUACAUAAGUCAUUAUAAAAACAAAGAUGUCCUUCCUAUAAAUGUAAAUUGUACCACUAGGAAUGUACUGGUUUAAUAAAUUAUUGUAUAAAUGUUUAGUUAUGUUAUUAAUAUUUUAUUUUUUUUACUAAGGAUUAAUUUAUUUUUAACAUAAGCCUUUAUAAAUAAGAAAUGCUCUCAAGGUUAUUCACAAAAAGUUUCAUUGCUAGUCAUGAUUAAAACUGUAUGUUUUGAACAUAGAAUUUGUACCGGUAAUGUUUAUUACAUUUUGCAAAACAAUAGAACAAGACUUUUUAUUGAAAAGUCAUUCUAAAUUCUUUAUACCAAUAAUUAAUUGCAAUUUUUCUUCUUUAAAUCUUUACAGCAAAUCAAUAUAGUAUUUGAUGUAAAUCUAAUUGUUUAAAGAUGAACAACGAUAACUGAUAAAAAAUCAUGAUAAAUUGUAUACACCAGUUGGUGACGAUUUCAUUAUACAGUAUGUGUUUUUCUCUUGAAAAUGAAACCUAAGUCAUCUUUAUAUAAAGUUUUUGUGAAUAACAUUUUCCUACUUAACUCUUUAAUUUAUUAAUAUUGCUGAUGUAACAAAAUUAGCAAGAUUUAGUCGAUUUGUAACAUAGUAACAAAGACUGUAAUUAAUUGUAUAUUAACAAAAGUAUUUUAGAUAGGUUAGUAUAGGUGUAAGCUGCAUAAAUGUUGUUUUAUGUAGCGCUAUUAAGUUUUUUUACAGACUAUAGGAUUUUUAUCUGUUUAUAAUCUUUCACAGUUUAAUAUCACAUUUUCUAUUUUUGCCAAUAAGCUAUAAUUUUCAACUCUCGUAAGAGAAUCGUAACAAUCGUUUACCACUCUUACUUAUUUGCAUCUGUUGUUUUUUUACAAUAGGAUUAACAAAUUUCAGUAAUAUUUUAGUUUGAAUGCACUCUUAUCAAAAUUAUAUCCUAAGUCCCCAACGUUAUUUCAUUGUUCGUUCUUUUAAAUUAUUAAUUUUAAGGUACAGCAAUGUCGUCUUUGCUCUUAUUGUUGUUGAAACUUAUAACCAAUCAAAGUGCCAUUAUAGUAGUUAUAAGAGCAUAUUGUUCGUCUUGCCUUGCUAGAAAAAAAACCUUAAAAAUAAUAGUUUUCUUAAAAUUUUAGACGUUUGCCAUGCUGAAUGGAACUUAAAAUACAAAGAUUCUCAAACUUUUUAUAGUUAUCUAUUUUGUAAAUAAUUGUAUAGUUUUGGUAACAGAACAUGUGCCUAUAGUAUAAAAUGAGUUAUUUUGAAAGUCAAAACGUUUCUGUUUCCCAGCAUAAUGUAGAAGGAAAUGUUAUUGUAAAAAUUGUUUUCAUGUGGAUCUGAAUGAUUGUAAAUAUAAUGUGUUAUGAUUUAUAUAUAACUUGUUUCGUCAUUUUGCUACCCAUCCUUUAUCCAGC